Messenger RNA from Xenopus laevis (African clawed frog), 3959 nucleotides. RefSeq names its product acyl-CoA binding domain containing 3 S homeolog (gene acbd3.S). Lineage: Eukaryota; Metazoa; Chordata; Amphibia; Anura; Pipidae. The coding region runs from base 134 to 1822 and encodes 562 amino acids. The transcript is spliced from 9 exons. The record is from RefSeq and is a predicted model, not a curated record. Gene Ontology annotation, molecular function: fatty-acyl-CoA binding. Gene Ontology annotation, cellular component: Golgi apparatus; mitochondrion; bounding membrane of organelle.
ACGCGUUUAGGCCAAUGGUGGAACGCGCGCUCGCUCACCCCCUCCCCCUGGCGGAGGCGACGUGCGCGGCCCCGCGUGCCCGAGCUGGUGGAGCCGGAAGUCGGGACGUGGCCGGCGCUGUGAGGGCAGUAGGAUGGCGGUGGUGAGCGGCGCAGAGCGGCUAGAGGUGUCCAUAGACGGCUUGACCCUGAGUCCCGACUCGGAAGAACUGAGCCGUCCCGGGGUUGGGGAUGUCAGUCUCGCGGAGCAAGAGGACGACUUGAGCCAGGAGCUGCGGGCACAGACAGAGGCGGCGGCCCUAAGUAUGGAGCAGCGCUGGGGCUUUAGCCUGGAGGAAAUUUAUGGCCUCGCCCUCAGGUUCUUUAAAGAGAAGGAAGGGAAGGCUUUUAACCCCACAUAUGAAGAGAAGCUGAGGCUGGUGGCGCUGCACAAACAGGUCCUCCUGGGUCCGUAUAACCCGGACACUUGUCCCGAAAUUGGAUUCUUUGACGUACUGGGAAAUGACCGAAGGAAAGAAUGGGCUGCUCUGGGCAACAUGGACAGACAGGAGGCCAUGACAGAAUUUGUGUCGCUGCUCAAUAGAUGCUGUCAACUUUUCUCCACCUACGUCACAUCCCACAAGAUCGAGCGGGAGGAGCAGGAGAGGAGGAGGAGGGAGGAGGAGGAGCACCGGAGGAAAAUGGAAGAGGAGCGAGAGCGCUUGCAGAGAGAGGAGGAAAGGCGAAGGAAAGAAGAGGAGGAAAGACUGAGGCGCGAGGAAGAGGAAAGGUUACGGGCUGAAGAUGAACGAUUCCGUAUGGAGCAGCAGAAGCAGCAGAUUAUGGCAGCGCUGAACUCACAGACAGCAGUGCAGUUCCAACAGUAUGCGGCCCAGCAGUACCCUGGCAACUUUGAGCAGCAACAGAUCCUUAUCCGUCAGCUCCAGGAGCAGCAUUACCAGCAGUACAUGCAACAACUCUAUCAAGUGCAACUUGCUCAGCAGCAGGCUGCAAUACAGAAGCAACAGGAGGCAGCAGUAGCCGGAUCAUGCUCUCCAUUGAACUCCCCCUCGAAGAUGCUCUCUGUAAGCUCAACAGCCUCUGGCGAUACCCCUUCAGUUAAUGGCCAGAGUCACUGUCACAUAGACAGCAAUGACACAGAACUGGAGUCUGACCCCUUAGAAGGUCUUCUGGAGAAUGGGCCAAAAGAGUCCUCGCCAGUAGUAGCCGCACCCUCCAUGUGGACACGCCCUCAGAUCAAGGACUUCAAAGAGAAAAUCCGUCAGGACGCCGACUCGGUGAUAACAGUGGGGCGCGGGGAGGUGGUGACAGUCAGAGUCCCCACCCACGAGGAAGGUUCCUAUCUCUUCUGGGAGUUUGCUACAGAUAAUUAUGACAUUGGUUUCGGGGUUUAUUUUGAAUGGACAGACUCUACGAAUACGGCAGUCAGUGUGCACGUCAGUGAGUCCAGCGAGGAUGAGGAGGAAGAUGAAGGAUACACAGUGGGAAGGCGGUCCCUGCCCCGUAGAGCUUACAGUCUAAGUGUAUGGGAGCCCAACAUACAGGAACAAAUUGGAGAAGAAAAAGUGCACAAGAAAAGACAAACGGCGAAGAAAAGGCCAAAAAGGAAGGCAACAAGCCUCAGCUGGAUGAGAUUGUGCCCGUGUACAGAAGGGAUUGUCACGAAGAAGUUUACGCAGGGAGCCACCAGUACCCGGGCAGAGGGGUUUAUCUGCUCAAAUUCGACAAUUCCUACUCCUUGUGGAGGGCCAAGUCUGUGUACUACAGAGUGUACUAUACUAGAUAAGGGGUGGCUGCUGUGCUGUGGAUCUGGACCUUUUUAAUCAGUGUUGUCUCUCCUUCUGGCAGCCCCCUGGUGUGAUGUCAUUAGCCCAACACCAAGCCUGCUUGCCACCGUUUAACUAUAAGGAGUAACUGGUGUUCAGGCUGUAAACACGGCACUAUCCCAGCUUUCUGUAUGGUAAGAAGCCUAAGGGUUCCAUGUUGUUUAGCAAAUUGUGAUUAAACCUCCCCAAUAUCCACAACCAAUCGUAAAGGUCAGGCUCAGCUUCCUGCUCAAUCUGCUCCCCCCCAGCUAACAUGGUAUCAUCCAAGUGGCCAGGGAUCCUGCUUCUUAAAGGGCCGCUGCACUUUACACCAGCAGUAAUGGGCAUUAGACACUGGAAACACCAGACUCACGUGUUUAUCUCCCAUAUUGGUGCCAAGCAGAUAAAAGAGGGCGAUGUUGCUGCAUAUGUCAUUGGUGUUGAAAUCAAAUGUCCCUGCCAGGAGAAGAUCUGUAUGGAAGUUGGGAAUGCUCUGAAGAUCUUGCAGCUAAAGAAGCCUGUUGUUGUAAGCAGAUACCACCCAGCAGUGUGGGGCACAGCUGAACUAGAACUUCUUUUCACAGCCUUCUGGCAGUUUUAGUCUGGCAGUUGCCUUUCAAGAGUCACCCAGCUUUGCAGCUGUCACACACAUAAAGGUCGAACAUCAGAAUCCGGGAUUCGCCAUUGGACUUUCAAUCACACUGCAGUUUGGCUCUCAAUGAUGGGACCCUGAGUUCACUACACACAUUGCAGUGUGGCCCUGUUUAUUUAGGAAUAGCCAUUCCCAUGCCAAAAUUCGCCCUUCCCCCACCCCUGGUACUGGCUAGAGAUAACUGGCAACAUCAAGUUAUGGCAUCAGCUGGCAGUUGCUGGGUUGUGCAGAGAGUAAUAUAGAGAGACAUGUUAUAAGAAGAUGUGAAAAUGAUAUCAUUUGGGAAAAAUCAUUUAGUUGGUGAAUGUAUUUUUGAUAGAGGCCGAUAGGACUGAUUUAAAUGACUGGAGCCUUUGCAGCGUUGCCUUUCAGCAAGGAUUUGUAGCCGUCAGGCAUCUCUACUGAGAUCUUUCCCUUUCAUGCUCCACCUAGUGGCCCAAUGCAGAAGUUACUAGUAAAUAUUUCAUUUUUAUUUGUUAUGGGUUGGGUCGUGAUCGGAGGCAGUGUCGGACUGGCCCACUGGGAUACCAGGAAAACUCCCGACGGGCCCAGGUGUCAGUGGCCCUCAUGCUGCUAAAUGUGUGGCCUAUUUCGUGGUCAUUCCCUAUUUCUAUGAGAACAAAGUGGCUAAAUAUUUGGAAACAUAGAUUAUAGUAUUAGUUUGUAAAGAAAAGAGACCAUGAGAAUAGAGGUUGACUGAGGAGAGGAAGAAAAUAGUACUGAGGGUGGGCCCCUGGUCUAAAAACUUUUGGUGGGCCCUGGUCAAAGGUUUUUGGGUGGCCCCUGGUGUCCCAGUCCGACACUGAUCAGAGGAAGCCAAAGUGACUGUAUAGGCUAUUGGUGUUAUUAAUGAUGGGGGAGAAUAAUGGAAAAACGUGCCAGUUAUUUAUAAUAAACACACGCAAUCACCAUGGCAAUGAAUGUAGGGCUGCACCGAAUCCGCUGUUUUGGAUUUGCCCGUACCACCGAAUCCUUCGUGAAAGAUUUAUCUGAGUCUUUGCAUAUGCAAAUUAGGGGUGGGAAAAAUGUUUUACUUUCCUUCCCGCCACCAAUUUGCAUAUGCAAAUUAGAGUUCGCCGACGCCUGGAUUCAGUGCAUCCCUAGAAGAAAGUUGUCUGAUUGGCUGAUUUAUGUUGCACUUGUCCACUUUCUUUUCUCUCUGUGAUUUUCCCUUAAUCCCCCCUUAGCCGGCAGUGUUGGUUACACCCGUCCUCUCCAUUUGCUUCUUUACCAGACAGGCCGAGAGCGCAGGCCUCAUGGGUGUCACAUGGACUGAAUAAAUCCGACCUUUAUGUUGUUACACAAUAAAUAUAUAUAUAUAUGAACCCCUGCUGGUUGCAACACAGUGUGCGCCACUCACCCAAGGGGGGAUGUAGAAAAGUAGCAGUUUCUUAAAGGUUUUCAAUAUCUCGAUCUGCUCGAUGCAUGGAUUUGUACAUAUAUAUAUAUAUAAAUGUUCUCUUUAUUUGGUUUUUUUGCUUGGGAAAUAAAUGUUUGAGCAGA